AUGAUGAAGGGAACUUCUGUUGAGAGCAAAUACAAAUACAUGCUCGGUGAGGCCUCAAAGGAUAGAUUUGAAGGAAUUAAUUUGAGUGACGCCGCAUCAGAGUCAAACUUCAUUAGAUCAAAUGGAGUUUUCACAGCUAUUCCAUGGAAAUCCGGCGGUGGUGGUGUCAUUGCAGUCAUGAAGGCUUACGAAUAUAAGAGGCUAGAAGCUGAUUUACCUUUGAUUAAAGGACAUGCUGGACCAAUCGUUGACUUCGAUUUCUCUCCUUUCAAUGAUAAUCUCUUCGCUACAGCUUCAGAAGAUGGGUCAAUCAAAUUGUGGGUUAUUCCAGAGGAUGGCAUCACCCAAGACACCUCAGAUUGCGACGCUGAACUAAGAGGUCAUUCUAGAAAACUGAUUUUCUCUAAGUUCCAUCCAUCAUCAGACUACACCUUAGCUUCCUCAAGUGCAGACUGCACAAUAAGAAUCUGGGAUAUUUCGCAACAAAGAUGUGCUCUCACCUAUGACGAUAUCAAACAAACCACAACCGGCCUUGAAUGGUCUCAGAACGGUUCAUUACUCGGAGCUAUGACAAAGAAUAGAACUUUGAACGUUUUCGACCCAAGAAAGGAGGGAUCAGCUCUUAGUGCCAAUACUCACGAAGGUGCCAGACCACAAAAGCUCUGCUGGUUAGGAGACAAUCAAACUAUCUUCACUGCAGGUUUUUCAAAGGUCGCCGAGAGAGAGUACUCAGUCUGGGAUAUCAGAGACAUGUCACAACCACUCAUAAAGAAGAGAUUAGAUGAAUACGCCGGUAUUCCAUUUACCUUCUUCGAUGAUGAUGCUAAGGUUCUCUACAUUGCUGGCAAGGGAGAGAGUUAAAUCUCCUUCUUCUAAUACUCUCCAGAAAGUCCAAACAUUGUUGACUACUUGCAUGCCUAUAAAGGCAAAGAACCUCAAAAGGGUUUCAGUUUCAUGCCCAAGAGAUGCGUAGACGUGAUGACUUGCGAGGUAGCAAGAGGUGUAAGAUUAACUGCUAAGACUGUCGAGUAUGUAUACUUCAAAGUCCCAAGAAAGGCUGGAAACUUCCAAGCUGACUUAUUCCCACCAUGCAGAAGUGGAGAGCCUGCAACUAAAUUCGAGGAGUACUGGACUGGAAUUGACAAAGAACCUUUAAGACAAGAGAUGAGGCCAGAGACUCAUCACUAGGAGCACGCUGCUUAGAUCCAAAGACGUAGCACUUUCAUGGCAAAGCUUGGAGACAAGUCAGGAAAUAGCGUAUCAGCAUCAGGCAGUUCACUUGGAGGGUCAUCAAAUAAUUAACAAAAUGUGAUUGAAGAACUCAAGUAGGAGAUUGAAACUUUGACUGUUAGAUGCGAGAAACUAUCUGAUCAACUUAAACUCUCAAAUAAUCAGCUUACAGAAGUAACUGAGCAAGCCAGCUCCUCAAGACAAGAAGUCACUGAGCUCGAGUAUAGAAUUCAAUCCCUCUAAGAGGAGAAUACACAAUUAAAAGAUCAACUCACUUAGUAUCAAGCACCUCAAACCUCUUCUGAAUAGUAGCAAGAGAAGAGUGAUCUCUACUCAUUCGAUAGCUGA
Molecule: messenger RNA, 1578 nt
Organism: Stylonychia lemnae
Lineage: Eukaryota; Ciliophora; Spirotrichea; Sporadotrichida; Oxytrichidae
Source: the annotation of a GenBank genome assembly